UUUUCCAACAUGGUUCUUGAACCGGAUUGGAUAAACUCUCAGAAAUGUCAAAUAAGUAGGGGGCGUACUUUUAACACACCAGGAGUGUCUUAAUGUGACCCAGGGAGUCAAAUAAACGUACCAGAAUGUCCAAAAAGUGAAUUUUGCAUGUGCAUGGACCUUUAACGGAAAAGCUGAAUAUUUAAACACCUGAUAUUCAAACACUCACAAGUCGAAAACUAUAAAAGAUACAAGGACGCUGAUUUACACAGAGAAAGAUAAAAGAGGAUAGAUGCUUUUGAAGUUGAAAUUACAUUUCUACGCCAAAGCAUGGCGAUAAUAAACGCUGAUGAAAAGAGGAAAGAUGAUGAAAAGUUGAACGAUGAUUCCCAUAGACGACCAUUAUAAAAAAAACGAUUAAAAAAGUUGAAUAACGCUAAAAGUUGAAAACCUGAAAAAAUUAAUAGCCGUAACCUCCUAAAGACGCAGAAGCACAUUUAGAGAGUUGAACAAUGGUUCUAUGACAAAGCGUUGAGAAGAAGAAAGCGACCAAAAAAGCGGAGAAAUAAGAAGUAGAAAAAUAACCAGAAAAGGCAUUUUCAUAAAAGAAAUACACAGUGAAUGCUUCCAUGCUGAAUGUAUUGCUGGGGAAUUGCUGAAAGUAGCUUAAGCACUGAAAACUGCUGGAAGCGGUUGAGAAAUUUAAUGCACAUGCUUAGGUGCAUAUAUCUAAAAAUCUAUUUUGCAUAUUCUUAAUAAUUUCAUGCAAAACAUGAUUUCACGGCUGCCUUAGCCAGGACUUGAACCAGAGGCUACAAAGUCAAAGUCAAACACUUAACCACUGAGCCACAAUAACUGCUGACAAUACAACUGUAAGCAGCACUAUACAUUGUAUUUGAAAAACUACUAAACUGAAUGUUUUGCUGAAUGAUUGCUGAAAGUAGCUGAAACAUUGAAAACAUAGUUUGAAAUAGCUGAAAAGUUGAAUGCAUAGAUAAAUAUAUCUAACGAUUAUUUUUUUUUUAAAAAGAGCUGUAUGUUCACAAAGGAAACAAAAAUGGUUGAAUUUAAGUUAAACAAGUUAAGUUUAGUUAAUAUUUGCUUCUAAUGUUUUACAACGGUUACAUUAGAGCUUUAUGUUCCUGUAAACAACUUAGUUUUACAUAUUGCUGUAACCCUAAUUGGGAAUUGAACCUGAAACCUUAGGCUUCAGAAUCAAGGACUUUAUCCACCUUAUGAGCCAAAGGAGCUACUUCCAUAGUUUUAAAUGGUUACAUUACACAUCCUAGUGUCAAUGGUAAAAAUCCAGUUUGUUUUAAUAGAGAGAAGAAAAAGCUUCAUAUUUCCAAAAGUAUAAAACAUAUGACUAAAAAAACUAAUAGCACACUUCUCCUUGAAAAGCUGAACAUGAUAUUUAAACGGUUUCUGUAGCUCAAAGCGUGUAGAAGGAGUUAGGUGUUGACGUUUGUAGAAAGGAAAUAUCAAUGCUAAGACUAGAUAAAGCAUUUCCAUAAGAAAAUGCACAGUGAAUCCUUCCAUGCUAAAUGUAUUGCUGAAGAAUUGCUGAAAAUAGCUGAAACAUUGAAAACAUAUCUGAAAGUAGCUUGAGAUAGAUAAAUGUAUCUGAACAGAACUGGGUGUUGAAUAUUUUCUAAAGAAGCUGAAACAGUUGAAUUUCAAAUUAAGGAAAGUUCAAAGAGAUUAAAGAAAGAGCUAAAAUGAACGAAGUAUGUAAAGAAUUGCUGAAUUUGAUUAAAUAUAGCUGAAUGUAUUAAACCAGGUAAAUAGAGUCCAAGAGCUGAAAGAAUAGUUGAAGGUUGUGAAAACAUUUAAAACAGCUGAGUAGCUGCAGAGGAAGCAGCUGAACUUUAAAUUUGGAAAAGUUGGAGCAUUUUAUGAAGCAUGUGCAAGGAAUUGCUAAACAGUAAUUUAGUCUAAUUAACGAAUCAUAAUUAACCAGUCAAAAGCAGAAAAUGUGCUAUUUUGUCUAAACCGUAAAAUAGUGAUAUAAUAAAGUCAUAAUAAACCGGUUGAAAGCAGAAAUAUUACUAUAUAAAGCUGAAGAUCUGAAUUUGUCCUUUUAUUUUGUAAAGUGUGUGUGGUUAAUUGCUAAAGUGUAAAACAGUGUGAAUGACUAGUCACAGACGACCCUUUUAUAAUAUAUCUGAAGGUUGCUGAUAAAUUAAGUAUUUAACUCAAUUUAUCUGAAGGAAAUCAGUGUACUUAUAUUAAAAACUGAAUGCAUAAACAUGCCUUAUUAUACUGUAAAACUACCUGAUGAGUUGAAUGUAUAGCUGAUCAGAUCUGCAAAGAAGUUGUAGAGCUGAAAGUGCACAAAUAAAACAAAUCAGUAUGAUUUCAAUAAACUACAGUGUGGUAAAUCCUUCUUCUCAUUCAUGUUGAAAGACUUGUUCCAGUCGGGUUUCGAACCAGAAAGUCCUGCAAGAGAGUCAUGCUCUUUUGCAACGGAGCAACACUAGCUACUUAAAUCACUGCUCAGAGGAGCUGUAUACAUUCUACUCGAAAAAAUGAAACUUUCUAAAAGUUCUUCAUCUAUAAUAUAGAUUACUAAUAUAGUAAUACAUUAAGCAUAUAAAUCAAUUUAUGUGGUAAAUACAAAUAUUUAUAUAUUAAUGCGAUAGCAUAAACAUGACUCAGACAGUAUUCAAACCCAGACUGCCCACUCCAGAGUCAAGAACUUAAACCAUUGUGCUACAGGAUACAAUAAGCAGAAGACGACGUAGCUGAAGAGCUUCCUCCAGAUGGAAAAAAAAUGCUUAGUCAUUUUAACAUGUUUAUUUUAUCAAACAAAGACUUGAAUGUUGCAACAGUCUCAAAGGUGUAAACCUAAGCAAAUGAGAAUAUUAUAAUACAAAACAAAGCCAAAUGUGCAUCAAUCAUUUUUUUUCUGUAUAAGGAAAAGGUCCUGCCCUGCGAUGGACUGGCGACCCGUCCAGGGCGUACCCUGCCUCUCGCCCAUAGUCAGCUGGGUUAGGCUCCAGCACCCCCGUGACCCAGCAUUAGGGAAUAAGCGGUUUAGAAAAUGGAUGGAUGGAUGGAUGGAUGGAAAAGGUCCAAGUUGACAAGUGUUCUGUGAAUUAAAAAAAUAAUGAAUAAAACAUUGACAAGGUUGACUUACUUCAAAAUAUUGUAAUUAAACAUAAUUUUGUGCAUCUUGUUCAUUUAUGGUUGUAAUGGUUUUUGUUCUUUUUUGUGUGGUACACCAUGAGUGAGGGGAUUGUGUGUGGGAGUGGCCAUCAACAAGCAGUGAUUUGUUGUGUGUGUGAAAAAUAAAUGGGAUUUGCCUUUUACUCAGGGAGUACCCUGAGAAAGGCUAUUUCUCUUGUCUGUUUACCUGCACAGACUAAUCUGAGGUUCUGCAGUUGAAUAAGCCAAUUAUAUUUGUACCUAUAGUUAAGCAUAGGAAUUAACUGGACAGUCAGUCACAUGACCUUACUUAACUCUUGUUCCAAUCAGUCCAGAAAGACAGUUUCAGUCCUAAAUGUUGCUACAAUGUAGGAAAUGCAAAUUUAUGUGAAUAUUUAAACACAAAAUCACGCAUCAAUUAUUAUUUUACUGUAUAAGGAAAAGGAGGAAGCUGAACGGAAGAACUAUAAUAAAGAUUACUUAGAUUAUUAAGAUUAUUAAAGAACAACUAAACAGUAAAUGUUUCCAGCAUUCACUGUGAUUAUGUUGUUAACCUUUAUGGAAAACAGAUGAAUUACAACUUUAACGUGAGGGAUGGAUGAACUCACAGGACUUAGGCAUUAUUUGGUUGUUAAAUUUUGACUCCAGAUACCAGCGCACACAUUCUGAGGUCUUAUCAUUUCCCCGCAAACAUCAUAAACUGUAAAGAAUGCAUUAAAUGAAAGACUCAGGAGCGUUAGUAUCUGUGGUUACUAACAACUCCAUACACUUUAUAUUAAAGAGCACAGAUUUGCAUGCGUUGUCUGAUUUAUUUAACAUAUCUAAAGAUGGCUAUAUAAUCGGAAUUAACAUAAAUAUAAAAAGUGGGACUUCCUGCGCUAUUAUUUGUAUUAUACUGUACAGUAUGUCGCUAAACGUGAUACUUCCUGUUUCUCACAGUAGUAGUUUACAUCGAGGUUUGCGCGUUGCAUUGUGGGGAUACAAACACCGCAGAAAACAGAGAGCACAAAGGCAUGACAACACCACCUCGAGUACUACAACAACAGCCUGCUGUGAUGUGAAUUGGCGUGAGCAUUUUUUAUGCUGGUGCGUUCCCUGUACAGAGUCAAGGACUGACUCCAAAAUGGGGCUCAAAACCUUCACCCACAGCUCGACGUCCCACAGCCAGGAGAUGCUGGACAAGUUAAAUGCUUUACGCAAUGAGGGUCACUUAUGUGACGUCACCAUCCGGGUCCAAGACAAGCUCUUCCUGGCUCACAAAGUGGUCCUGGCAUGCUGUAGUGAAUUCUUCCGAUCUAAACUGGUGGGUCGGUCAGAGGAGGAGGACAAGUUCGUGUUGGACCUUCAUCAUGUGACUGUUAGUGGCUUUGCUCCUCUGUUGGAAUAUGCCUAUACAUCUACUCUCUCUGUCAGCACGGAGAACAUCAUUGAUGUUCUGGCAGCUGCAAGUUACAUGCAGAUGUUUGCUGUGGCAAGCACUUGUUCAGAGUUCAUGAAGUCAAGUAUUCUGUGGAGCCCGGGUAACAGCAACAACAACAAUAUUACGACAGAUAAACCACACGAAGCAACACAAGAGAGCACUUCAUCAAACUGUGCCCUGACUCCAUUAGAUGGAAGUGUUUCACCUGUGUCAUCAGACUGCAGUGUGAUGGAGAGAAAUGUUCCUAUUUGUCGUGAGUCACGCCGGAAACGCAAGAACUUUGUAUCAAUGGCCUCACCUGAGAGUCCGCUAAAAUGCACUACACAGAUGGUUACCACCUCCCCUCAGAUUCCAAACCCUUCCCCUUUAUUUUCAGACAGCACAGCCCAGCCUGUGGAAUCUUCACUGGCAUUUCCAUGGACUUUCCCUUUUGGUAUUGAUCGUAGGUUCCACUCUGACAAAUCAAAACUUCCAGAGAGUCCCCGUUGUUUAGAACAGGGUGCCGCAGGGUCAUCAGAAGCGGUGGUUAGUCGACGACUCAGUGACUACCUUACUUGUGAGAGCUCCAAAGUAGUGUCAUCACCAGUACCUGCAGAGGAGGAAGACGUGAGGGUGAAAGUAGAACGUCUCAGUGACGAAGAAGUCCAAGAGGCGUCUUCUCAACCAGUUAGUGCUUCCCAGAGUUCACUAAGUGACCAGCAGACGGUGCCGGGGAGUGAACAGGUUCAGGAGGAGCUUCUUAUUAGUCCACAAUCCUCCUCUAUAGGAUCAAUGGAUGAGGGAGUGUCCGAGGGCUUACCAUCAAUGCAAAGCACCUCUAAUGCUGGAGGGCACGCAGAAGAUGACGAAAGGUUGGAAGGUAUUCAGUAUCCAUACCAUCUCUAUAUCAGUCCUUCCACUCGGCCUGGUGGCAAUGGUCCCGACCGACCCUUUCAGUGCCCAACCUGUGGCGUUCGAUUUACUCGGAUUCAAAAUUUGAAGCAGCACAUGCUCAUACACUCUGGUAUUAAGCCUUUCCAGUGUGACCGCUGUGGGAAAAAGUUCACAAGGGCCUACUCCCUAAAGAUGCAUCGGCUGAAGCACGAAGGUAAACGCUGUUUCCGGUGCCAGAUUUGUAGCGCCACAUUCACGUCCUUCGGUGAAUAUAAGCACCAUAUGAGGGUCUCCCGACACAUAAUCCGCAAGCCGCGGAUUUACGAGUGCAAAACGUGCGGCGCCAUGUUCACCAACUCUGGCAAUUUAAUUGUACACCUGAGGAGUCUGAACCAUGAGGCAUCCGAACUAGCAAACUACUUCCAGAGCAGUGAUUUCCUCGUGCCCGACUACUUGAGCCAGGUACAGGAAGAGGAGGAGGCACUGGGAGUUCAGUAUGGGCUAGUGGAAUCCCAACAUCACCCUGUGUACCCCAUCAGCACCUCCACCACCACUGCCACCCUAUCCUCUUCCUCUGUCCAAAUGUCUGUCAUCUCCCAAGUGUCAUCCUCCACCCAGAAUUUUGAAAGUUCCUCCGGUUUCCUUUCAACCGAGUCCCUGGAUCCCCUGGAAACUCCAGCUUCUCUCAAGAUGGAUUCUGUUGAAACAGCAACUAUAACAGAGGAGGUCAAGUUGGAGAAUGGUGUACGAGACAGUUCACCAGAGGUGUCUGAAGAGGAGCAGCAGCAACAAAAUGCCCAGGACAGGGAUCUGGCUUCUAUCACCAUAUAAUGAUUCAAGGAUUCUGUCUGCCCAUGGCGUCUUAUUGUGCAGUUAUGUCAUAUGGAAAUAUCUGUUGGAACAUGAUGUCAAUUAUUGGUGUUAGCAUUGCACAGUGGAUGACAGCCACUAACCAGAAGAGGAACCACCACCCAUAACCCCCUCGUUAUUUUCUUUACCAUUCUGUAAAAAUGAAAUCCCAGGUCGUAGGAACACCUAUAUCACUAAACUUUAGAUCACACUUACAGUACCGUUCAAAAGUUCGGGGUCUCUUAGAAACCUCUUUUUUUUACAGAAAGGCAACAAUUCAGAAAUACACUGUUUACAUCACUAAUGUGGUAAAUGUCAUAUUCUUUGCUGCAAUAUUUACUUGUUUAGGUGUAUAGAGACCCAUUUCCAGCAACUGUCACUGCAGUGUAGUAAUGGUCCAAUGUGUCUGCUCACUGCGUCAGAAGGCCCAGAUUACCUCAACGAAUUAACAUCCAGAAUGCCAAAGGCCUGCAAUACUGUAAUUGCUGCAAAUGGAGGAUUCUUUGACAAGAGCAAAGUUUGAGUAUUAAAGAAAAUUAUUAUUUCAAACACAAAUCAUUAUUUUUAACAUUUUCAAUGAGACUAUAUUUUCCAUUCAUUUUACCACUCAUGCUGGUAAAUAAAAGUGACUUUUAAUGAAAAAACACAAAAUUUUCUGGGUAACCCCAAACUUUUGAACGGUAGUGUACACUCCAACCAGAUACCAAGAUAUCAAGAAAUCACUUAGAGACUAUGUUGCCUUGAGUACGUCCAUUGCACGCAAUACAGAUACACUACCAGUGUUUGUACAGUAGACAUACCACCUCUUUCUUUUAUCUAUCUACUAUUAUCAAAAUUCUAACUGAAGAAACAAAAACUUUGAAUAAAGAAAAUAGUUUUUAAUUAUUUAAAACAUACCUUAUAUGUUGGAUAACAUAUUUGGUUUAAUGCUUGACAUUCUCUUCAUAAGGUAGUCACCUGAAAUGGUUUUGACUCCACAGGUGCCUUUUCAGGGUUAGUUUGUAAAUUUCUUUUGCCUUAAUAGGGUCACAAAAAAAGGAAAACCAUUUAAAUGAGAAGACUUGUCCAAAUGUUUGACUAGUAGUGUACAUUUACCUAAGAUUCCAUUCCAAUCCAGCAAAAAUAUCAUUUAUAUUUUUCUCUUUUUUUGCACAUCAAUCCCAAAUGUUGGAAAUGGCAGACCAUAAAACCUGUGUUCAGUACAUGCCUUAACGUAAAUUUCAGAUUAUUAAUCAUCACUUGAAAGACAUGUGAAGUGUUUUUAAGAGUAAUACUAGGGAGGCCUAUUUUCCCAUAUGGCAUAAAUACAGCAUAAGUUACUUUCUGUUUUUGCCAAAUUGAGCUCUGUAAAAUCCAGCCAUUGCCCUGCUAUUGGAAAGUGCCUAAAAGUUCCAAUUAGGAGACAUACAGUUUGGUAAAAAAAAAAAAAAAAAAAGUGGUCUUGAUUUUCCAAAACUGUGACAAAUCAUGACUCUAAACUAAGCUAUCUAAAAGAAAUCUCUUAUUCCGUUUGUACUAAUAAUGCUCAUUUGUGUGGGCAGAGACUGUGUUAUUCCUUCAGUGCCAUUGCUAUAGGCAAACUAUUAAAUGUCAAUAUUAUCUAUAUUGAAAUAGCUUAUACUGUAGUUUUACUAUUUGAAUGCUGUGUAUGUUGGGUGUAGUUAAGUAAAGUGUGCAUAUGUGCAUUCUUUUUUAACCUCAACACAGUAUGUUUGAAUUUUUUUGGUUUAAAACUUAAAAUUAUUUUAGGAAUAUCCCCCUAAGAUGCAAAGUAUAGAGUUUUCUACUGUUAAUCUAUCUCUAAUUAAUCACUAAUGUUAGAUACAAUGUAGGAAUUUUGAAAAAGAAAAAUCGAAUUCAAAUUAUUCUCUAUCUACAGGGAAUAACCCAUUAAGUCCCUUUAAGACAUUAAGCAAAUGCCAGAGAUUCUCCAUUAUUAAGCUUGGUGUCAUUAGCACGGAAAACAGAAUAUGUUUUUUUGGUUUUCGUGUGGUCUUACUAAGGCAUGCUUGCAGAGUUUGAGGAAUAGAGGAUCUGCAGCAGUUCAAUGGAUUUGUCAUUUGCUGCCCUUUUUAGUUAAAAUAAGAUGGACAUAAAUGGAAAAUAAAUCCUCUUCAUAGUGGCUGAUGAGCACAGAAUGUUGAUUUUGUGGCUUAUAUUGCAUCUAUUAACCUAAAGUUUGGGAUUUAUUCAAUUGAAUGAAUGACAUUAAAGCGUUAAUGGUAGAAAGUGCUGUCUUCUCUUUUAUUUUGAUCUGUCUAUUGUGAGCCAUAGAUUUUUUUAAUUUGUGACCAUUUUCAAAUCUACUUUUAUAUUACUAACUUUAUAUUAUGAGUAUUGUUACAGUUGUUGCAUUUACAGUAUAACAAUGAGUCUGGUCUGUUUUAAUUUUGAUUAUUAGAGAAGGUAUUGAGGAAAGGGUGAAAGUAGUAAUUUAAAUCAGAGUUGACAUAAGAUACCAACAAAAUGUUGUUGAAAGUUCAAAUUGAUAUUUCACAUUUUUAUAUAAAACUGAGUGAGUGCACUAUUAUUUAGUGUUGAAUGAUGAAUAAGAACCCUUCUGUAUUUGGGGAAGGAAGUAUUCUCCCCCUAAAUGACUAAAAUUGAGGUCUGCUCUCGGAGAAUCAAGAGCAGACUGAUAACCAACAGAUAAUGUUGGUUAUCUGUGAUGACCAGUGUUCAGUUAGGCUACAUAUUAUAAUGUGGUAACCUUUCUCCAGAAUGCAUGAAUGCAAGUAAUAUAAUAUCUGAAUCAUUUUAAAUAUUUUGUGGCAAGAGAUUAUCCUUCACUUUAGACCGAUGAAAGUUUGGCAGCUUAUUAUUUUUUUAUUUUGACCUUUGCAUCAAGUCCUGUUACAUGUCAAUGUGUUUGUAAAUCUGUACUUAGACAUUGUUGUACAUGUAAGAUAAUGAAGCUUGUAGUGAUAAUGAGUUGAAUGGUAUCCACUGUAACUGGGUUUCUUGUUCUUGGUCCCCUAAACGUUGUAGUACUAGUCCACAAAAUCAUCAAAGCACGACAGUGUAAAUUUAGACGUGAAAAUUGCUUUGUUAAGGGUAUUGAGAUAACACUGUUUCUGAUCAUAGAGAUUUGCUUAGAGUUGUGUUAACUGUUUUAACAAUAGAGUGUUAUGCUGUGCCAUCACAUCAGUCACUUUUUGCACCAUUUGCCCUUUUUACCAUGGUACCAAUCAAGCUUUUUCUUAAAGGACCUAAUUUUUUCAGUUUCAUUGAAAGUUUUCUGUGGCAAUCAAUAAUUGGUUUGUACUAUUUAGCUAAGGGGUCCUGCUCUUUUCCCUCUAGAAUACUGUUAAAUGUUAUUCACCUCAGAGACUAGCUUUAGUAGAUGGACCUAUUAACUCUAAUUGCACAAUAUCAAAAUUAUAAAACCUGUCUAUUUUCCCGUUGUAAGUCAUUCUUCUCAUCUUGUGUUCAGCAUCUGUAUUCAAAGUAAAACAAUUUUUUAAUGAAAUGCUGCUGUUGUUGAAACGUGAAGUGCCCAAAAUACAGUAUUUUUGUGAACAAAUGGUGUGCAAUAAAUGGACAAGUGUUGUUUUAAAAUCUUUUAAUUUUGUCUUUGGAAUAAUGUAUUCUAUAAAAAACUGAAUGUAUCAUUUAUAUUGUAUUUAAAUGUGACUUAAACAAGUAAGGACCACGUGAUUUGCGAAACAGGCUUUGGUAUCUAAAUGACUGGUUCUGUUGAGUAUGCUUCUGUCGUUCUGUUUGUACAGAUGCAUGUUCCUAUUGUUCUGUGAAGUAGAGAGCAUGUCAUGAGUUGGCCAAGUUUGAUGCCCCUUCAUUCUGCAUAGCUUUGAUCUGUUCAGCAUGCCCUUUUGUUUUGUUCACUACACAUUUUUAAAUGUUUUUAAGAUACCUUCAUUAUAUACAGGACAUUGACUUUUCAAUGUACACUUGGUGUUGUAAAUGUUUCUCCUGUCUUUAUAUUUCAUUUAAAAGCAGAAAAAUAUUAGAAAAAUAAACUGAUAACCCUUCAUAAUGACAUAUAUAUUUUUAGUGACUUUUGUACUAUAGUUGCUGUUUCAUGGCAUUUCUAAAUAUACUUGUUAAAUGUGAAUAGAUCAACUUCGUCUGGGAAUAUGGGGCCUUGGUAGUUUUGUGACUGUCCUCAGUUUGUAUACAUAUUGUAAAUAUACAGUAUAUACACUCAUACUAUGUUGCAUAUUCUUUAUACUGUAGGCUACUUGAGUACAACCUGCUUUCAGACAGAUGUUGUAUUUUGUGUCUUUGAUACUCUAUUUAAAAUGUAGCUUAGGAAAAAAACUGUAUAAAACAUCCCAGCUCACAAAGAAAUCUGUACACUGUGUAGGGGGAACUGGUGUUUUUGCUGUUGAGUGUUUUAACUGAAUCAUAUUCCACAGUUGCCUGUUUAAAAAUUGACAAGACCACUCUGUAUUUUAGAGUUCAUGGUUGUUCUGAAUCUUUGCUAGUGUUCUGGCUUUUCAGUCCUGUUGUUAUUAUUAAAAAAAGUCAUUUUUGCAAAAGUAAAGUGUAAAUAAAAAACAAAAAUCAUUAGACUAAAACAUGUCUAAAUGUUUUUUCCUCUUUAAUUUUCUAUUCAUGGUCAAGUUCCUGUUGUCCUUUUUGUCUUGUUAUCUAUGGUCUUUCCAUUAACAGUUAAUCAGACCCAAAUUUUCACCAACAGCGCACCAGAUUUGUGUAUCAUGUCAUGUAGAACUCUCUCUAUUCUGAGAGAGACUGGGAACGCUCAGGUCACAGGCUCAAAUCGUGUAUGAGAGGGGUUGGGCGUAAAAACUUGCGAAAAACCAACCUUGCAAAUUAUUCCUUGUGUUGACCCAUGACGGGAUAAAGCCAAAAGGAGGUACCUUUACCUUACAUUUGCUUGCUUCCAAAUGCAACUUAUAAACUCAAAAGCCAAAAAUGUGUUUGCAGAUACAUUUAUGACUUGUUUAUAUUUUGGGUCAAACACAAAUCAAAGCAAUCCUUGGACCUGGGUAAUGUUGCUAGACAUUAAUGUCACUGACAUCUUUAGUGUUUGCAAAUGUAUGCAAGCAUUUAAUAUUUAUUUGUUUUCUUAUGAUUAUUAUGAUUAUUAUUAUUGAUACACAAAACAAGCAAUCACACACUUACAGUAGCUGUUAUCAGCAUUCAGAGAUUUUGUUGUGCAUCUGAAUAAAGAAAAGCUACACUAUGUCUACCUGACAGACAUAGUUAGUGUUUAGUGUUGGUUCCUCCGGGUCUGGUAUGUGUGUUGUAUAGCUACAUGUCAUGUUGCUGGUAUGGCCUGCUCUGCUCUCCUUCUUUUACUCCAGUCAUGUCUGUUAGUUAGGUUAACCUUACACAACUAUUGUAAACCCAACAAAUCCCACAUAUAGCAAACCUUUAAUUGUAUUUAUUACAAUUUGACAGCAAUGUGGACGAAGCCUCCAGCAGAACCAGGCUAAAUGUGGGCAGCCAUCUGCCUUGACUGGAUUCAGUGACGGGAUAGAAAGAGACAAAAGCACAGAAACAACAACAAGCUAAAGCAUUUACAUAGGAAAAUGCACAGGAUGACUUGGCUGAAGAGUUUCCUCUAGAUGUAAGGAACUCCUUAGUCAUUUUCACGUGUUUAUUUUAUUAAACACAGACUUGAGAGCUGCAACAGUCUCAAAACGCUAAACCUAAAGCAAAUGAGAAUAUUUUAAUACAAAAUCAUGCAUCAAUCAUUGCAAUUUCAAUUUUAACACAUUGUAGUGGCUCACAGCAGUUAGUAUCGCCCAUAUGGGAAAACAAACCGUUCUUGUGUUUGUAGUCUUAUAGUUGAAUUUAGGAUUCGAAAAAUUGUAUAACUUUGGUGAAAUUAAUUUAGCAUCUUGUUCAUUUAUGUUUGUAAUGUGUUCUUUUUGUUCUUUUUUGAGUGGUACACCGUGAGUGAGACGAUUGUGUGUGGGAGUGACCAUCAACGAGCAGUGAUUUGUUGGGUGUGUGAAAAACAAAUGUGGCUUGCUUUCUACAAAGGGAGCUCAUCAAGAGGUGCAAUUGUCCUCAGUUGCUUUGUCUGCACAUUUUAAUUUGAUAGUUUAAUUUAAUAAUAAUUUAAUAGAUAUAUGCAGGAUUUAGCUGAAACUUCAGUCAAUUGUCCUUGCCUGCAAGAAAAACUCUAAAGUUGUUUCAUUGUUUGUUGCUAUAGUCUGGAAAGUCUUCCUCCAUAGUUUUUUAUAAAAUAAAAAUUUGUUGAUGAUUUUUUUUACUCUGAGCAAAAGGACAAAGCUGAAGAGCAUUUUGCGAUUAAAAAAACAAUUGAAAUAAAAAACAUUGUAAUUAAGCAUAAAUAUUAAUCUCUUAUGUCAACAUGAAAAGCCUAAUCAAAAAGCUGUUAAUUAUUAAGGGUCACUCCUAUUAACACCACGUUUUGUUAUGGUGCAUUACCCACAAUGCAUUGUGCUAUAAAUUUGCAUAUAUUGUUGAAUGCUGUAAUGUUGACUUAAUUCCUUAAAAACACCCCCAUAACUAUUUGACAGACCAGGUAGUUUAAAAAAGCUUAAUGUCUACACCUACUCUUAUGGAGAAUCGACAAUGCAAUGAACUCAUCAAUAAUUACAUAAAGCUGCUGUUAGCAUUAGGAGUUUGACUUGUAAGUCAAAGUGCUACUGAGAUCAAUCCUUUAUCUGCUGCAGCUGCGCUGUUGUCAUGGAACAGGUACGAACCUCCACUGAUCAGCACAAAGAGCUGGAGUAAGGCUGAUUUCCACCCCAGCUUAACAGACUUGUUACUCCAAAACCAUAGAGGUUAUUGUUGGAAAAAUACUGCAUUUAAUCAUUGAAACAUAUUUUGCUGAAGCCUUGUUAGCUGUGCUAUAGCCUUGAAGUUUUCUCCCUUCUGCUCUGCAAGAAAUAGGGAGUACCAGUGUGUAGCAUCCUUAUCUGAUGUGCCCAAUGCUUGCUUUGUGCAGAGAAUAUUUCCUACGUGUGACUAUGCACCUCCCAGAAUGCAAUACAUAUUAUGAGCUGAAUCCUUGUCUUCUCUUCAGUGAGAGGAAGUUGCCUUUGCUGUAAACUGCUCACUCCUUGCAAGUAAAAUCCUGAAGAAGGUCUUAACUGAUUGUGUCUGCUUUAUUUAAGAUUUACGAAGGGAACUAACAAUUUCCCUAACAUAAUUGGGGGCUCGUCCGGGAUCCCAAGAUCCUCGCUUUGCCGGGACAUCGAGUCGGCGACUGAAGUCUGUGCACAGCCAGGUUUGGAACCUGCAGAAAAUCCUGGGAGGUGAAUUCCUGCCCAGGUCAGACGUCGGCUGGUGGUCCGACGAGGCGAGGUGACGGGAUCCUGAACCAGGGCCAGGACACAGAUCAGGCGAGUAUGAAAAGAGUAAAUCCUAAGGUAUCUUAAAUUCCGUGAGUGGCUCACGAGGUAAAAGAAGACUGGGUCUUCAGAAAAGUUCCGUGACAAGGUCACGAGGUAAAAGAGGACGGGGUCCUCGUAAAAUAGAUUAAUGAUAGUUUGUCUGAUUGAAGCAGCGGCAGAGUGGAAACCUGACGGUGUCAACGUAAACUCUGUGAUCAGCUGGAGUAAAUCAGACUAUAUAAAUAAGUGUUAUUGUUUGUCGGUCUCUAAGUGAAUUUUAACUUCUUAGAGGAAGACUCAGAGACCUUUUGUGUUGUGUGUCUGAUUGAGAUCAAAAUUGAGAGGUUGGUUUGCUCAGACAGCUGUGUCCGCAGGAAACUAGUUCCUGUAGAAGCUUGGCACAGUCGAUGAUCUCUGUGAACGCUGUGACUGAUCGUUGAUCUCAAUCCUCGUAGUGAAGCAAAUUAAAGAACACUAAGGGUGAAAACCUUGAAGGUGAUUCCAAAUACAUGUCUAAAAGACAUUCUCAGUCGACUAUAAUAAUAUAUACAUAACUUACCAUAGUGGAAAAAGAAAUUUGGAUUUGAUGGAAAUUUAAAAAAGUAGAAUUGUGUAAAAAAUUUGAUGGAUAAAAUAACUGUGAUAACUGAAAAAGUUAAAAGAACAAGAUGGGGAAUAUAAUAAAGGGACCAGUUAAAAAUUCAUGCUAUAUGCACAACAAAAUUUUGAAUUAAAAAUAAACACUAAAGGGGUGUAUAAGUAUGGAACAAAUUAAGUGAAGACAUAAAAAAUAUUAAUGAAAAUGCACUAGCACUAAUGGAAAUGAUAGAAAUAUUAUAGAAACUAUAUAAUAGAUAUAAUUUAAUAAUUGUUUUAUAUCAAUAUAAAAAAUAGCCUAUAAUACAAUAAUAAUAUAAUUGAUUGUGUUCUGUAGUGUGCUACCCCCACACUACAGAACACAAGCAGCAGGAAUAAUUGCACUGACAGAGACAUGCAGACUCAGGUCAGAUAGUUACCAUCUAUACUGAUAGCAGAUACGCACAAUGAACUAUUCAUAUAUUUACCAGUCAGUGGGAAAAUAGAGGCAUGAUGACAUCAACGGGACAGACUAUAAUGAAGGUGAUUUAAUGAAAAAUUUGUUAAAAGCGGUACAACUACCAGCAAAAAUAGCCAUUUGAUGCACUGCACUCUCAAAAGUGAAAAAAAAAAAUAAAAAUAAAUAAAUAAAUGGACUCAAAGGACAAACUGCUGAAAAGUUAUUACGAUGUUUGACAAGGGGAACCUGUCCUACCAACAUCCCUCUAUAAAGGAGCAGCAAUAUUGAGACGCGGGCCUUGCCAUGUCUCAACGGGGGGGAUGGUAUGGAUAAAAAACAAACUACUAUACUGCUUAUGCAUUUACAAAUUAUUCUAAAAAAAUGUUGUUCCCGAUGCAUCACUUGCUCUAAAUAUAACCCCUAAACGAAUUAUUUGACAAACAAGAAGAACAUUCCCUAUAGCAGAGUAUCCAUUUCAUUAUUUGCAUAUUGGAUUUUUGUGAAUUAACUAGGUGUCAAUGUAAAAAGUAUCGUUUGACAAUUAUUAACCUUUUUUCCAAAUGGGUAAAGGUGUUCCCCACAACUACUAAUGAUUCACCAGCUGUAGAAAAAACUCUAGUAAAAGAUAUAAUACGAUUUGGGUUACCAGAUCGAAUUUAUAGUGAAAACGGACAACACAGAUUUUUCCUACCUGCUGCUAUCAGACUAUAUAACCAGAACCGUUAACUUCCUAUUGCUACAUUAACUCACCUACUGCAUCAGUGAUUUAUGUAAUAAUCUCCUCUAUGCACCAUUUGUGCAAAUCAGAACAAUAUUUAAAUUUAACAACCCUUCCAAUGCCUUCCAUAUGUCAAAGGUGUUAAAACAUCACAAGAAAUGUUUUUCUGAAAAUGCUUUUCAAGAUGUGCCUUGCCCACAGGAGGGACCACUGCAGGUUGGUGACUGGGUGUUCACCAGAGUCAUAAAGCGCAAGAACUGGACCUCACCCCGGUGGGAAGGCCCGUAUAGAGUGACGCUGACAACACCUACAGCCUGCAAAGUCGAAGGCAUCUCCCGGUGGAUACACAACACACACUGUAAAAGACAACAGGUACAGGCAACCAAGUAGUAUUGUCCGUGAGAAAAAACCCAACCGAGGGAGAGGAAAAGUCUGCCUACAAAGGGGGUCAGCAGCAUUUAGAGCACUGGUCGUCUCAACGGCAGUGAAGAAACCAGCGGUACCUUCUCUCACUUAGGGGACAUUCUCAUAAGGAGAUACUAUGAGGGGACACUGUCCAGCCACGGGAGUUGUACUAACUGCCCUUGUACUGUUGAUUGAUGCUAGGCCACUCCCAAACCUCAGUGAGGAUGAGGAGAAACCUCCUGACCAGUAUCACACUAACACGUGGUAUUGUUAAAUGAAGACAGAGCACUCUUAACUUUACUGGUUCAGUGUGUCUCUUAUUAUGACGGUCCUGAUUUCAUGGGGACUCUCCCACAGUCUGAUAUCAAUUAUGUUUGUGGGCACACAAUCUAUGUGCAUCUUCCACCCAAUUGGGUAGGACGCUGUGCCCCUGUUUAUGUUUCAGAUGGCUCCUACGUGAUAACACCAUAGCAGACGACUUCCAAGGGACGGCUACGGAAGCGAGAGCUUGAUCUGAAGGAAAGUGAUCGGAUCUGGGGAUCAGACGUCCCCAUGGACAAGAAGCUCUGGACUACAGGCCAGAAAGUGGCACUAUCCCAAUUUCCAAGGUUGGGGGUAGGAACAAACAUGCUAAGAGCUGAAACCAUAAAUUACUGAAUGACUCAACAGGCACUCCGUGACCUACAGCACAUAUCCAAUGUGCAGGCGGCUGACGUAAUGAAGGACAAAUCCUGGUUGGUUUAGGUCUGGCACAUGGACUGACAUUAUGAUGAAGAUUUUUGGACCGAUUCUACUGAUUCUUUUGGUUCUGAUGCUGAUAGUGUUGUGCGUAAUUCCCUGUUUGAGGGCCAUGAUCAUCAGGCUGGUGAAUCAAGGCCUUCUCAGGGUGUGCACAGUCAUGCACUCUCAACAAAUACACUAUACAACUUUAAAGCUUGAUAACUGUAAAGUGAACCUCCACGAUGUCGACGGAAAUGGACGCUAAGCUGUAAAUAUUGUGCUUCUGUGCUUUUGACCCUACCUCCGAUGUUCUAACAUUUAUUCCAUGUUUUAUGAUGACUGCACUCAAAAUCAAAAGACGUUGUGCUGUUCUGAUGUAUGCAUGAUUGUUUAAUGAAUGUUUCAAUGUUAAACAGGAGGAAAAUGUUGAAAAAAUACUGCAUUUAAUCAUUGAAACAUAUUUUGCUGAAGCCUUGUUAGCUGUGCUAUAGCCUUGAAGUUUUCUCCCUUCUGCUCUGCAAGAAAUAGGGAGUACCAGUGUGUAGCAUCCUUAUCUGAUGUGCCCAAUGCUUGCUUUGUGCAGAGAAUAUUUCCUACGUACUGUGUGACUAUGCACCUCCCAGAAUGCAAUACAUAUUAUGAGCUGAAUCCUUGUCUUCUCUUCAGUGAGAGGAAGUUGCCUUUGCUGUAAACUGCUCACUCCUUGCAAGUAAAAUCCUGAAGAAGGUC
Messenger RNA from Betta splendens (Siamese fighting fish), 17171 nucleotides. It is a transcript of the gene zbtb44, whose product is annotated as zinc finger and BTB domain containing 44. The record is from RefSeq and is a predicted model, not a curated record. The transcript has 7 exons. Gene Ontology annotation, molecular function: RNA polymerase II cis-regulatory region sequence-specific DNA binding; DNA-binding transcription factor activity, RNA polymerase II-specific; protein binding. Lineage: Eukaryota; Metazoa; Chordata; Actinopteri; Anabantiformes; Osphronemidae. Bases 3845 to 6250 code for a protein of 801 amino acids. Gene Ontology annotation, biological process: regulation of transcription by RNA polymerase II; positive regulation of gene expression.